Molecule: messenger RNA, 731 nt
Organism: Prorocentrum cordatum
Lineage: Eukaryota; Dinophyceae; Prorocentrales; Prorocentraceae
Source: the annotation of a GenBank genome assembly
AUGAUGAACAUCAUCGAUCUCUUGGCCAUCUUGCCCUUCUACUUCCAGGCCGUGGGCGUCGCUGGGACGGGGGCCACCUCCGUGCUCCGGGUACUGCGACUCGUGCGGGUAUUCAGAGUGAUGCGGAUGCCGCAGUUGAGCUCCUGCGUCUCCAUGUUUGGCCAGAUCAUCGCCGAUUCGCUACCCGCUUUGUUCCUGCUGAACUUCAUGACAUUACUCGCUUGUGUGCUGACCUCGUCGUGCAUCGUCUUCGCGGAAGGUCAGUACUAUUCUGUCGACAGGGACAAGCUUGACCCCAUAUUUGGAGUAGGUGGCCGCCCCGAGGGGGCCUACAUCAGGCCGCACGUGUCCGGGUACGGAUGGGCGGAGUCGCCGUUCACCGACAUACCCUACGCGUUCUGGUGGUUCUUCGCAACCGCCACCACCGUGGGCUAUGGCGACGACGUCCCUACGACGACGCUUGGCAGGACCAUCGGCUUGAUCACGUUCUACGUGGGCAUUGUGUUGCUUGCUCUGCCGAUCACGAUAAUUGGCGGGUGCUUCAGCAAGCACUAUAGCGUAUGGGUCGAGGAGUUGCAGGCCAUGACCCUGCUGCAUGACAAGGUGCCCAGAGGGACCAGCAUGGCGAGCGCCACGGCCGAUGGCAAGAAAGGCCAAGCCAUCGAGGAUAAGCUGGACGAAAGGCUGGACAUUCCGAACGGCACGCUGGACGAUAUGACGUCUCUGAACGG